Elaeis guineensis (African oil palm) is the source of this 1400-nucleotide messenger RNA. The record is from RefSeq and is a predicted model, not a curated record. Lineage: Eukaryota; Viridiplantae; Streptophyta; Magnoliopsida; Arecales; Arecaceae.
GCACCAGCCUCUUCUUGUUUUGGCAUGAACCAUCUUCUCUUAAUUAAAAGCCACAGCGUUACACCACCGGCGAAUCCCGUCGUUCUUUGUCUUGAUCCUUUUUCCCUCUGGCAAUGGCCCCGCCUCUCCUCCUGCGGGCAUUAUCCCUGCUGUUUCUCUUGCCUCUCGUGGUUGACGGAAGUGUGCUCGGACGGAAGGCAGCAGCUGGUGGCAGAGUUGGCCGGGAAAUAGAAAGCUAUGCUGUCAUCUUCGACGCCGGCAGCACCGGCAGCCGAGUUCAUGUAUUCCGCUUUGAUGAAAACAUGGACCUGCUUUACCUCGGCGACGACAUCGAGCUCUUCGUUCAGGUAAAACCAGGUUUGAGCUCAUAUGCUGAUGAUCCCCAAAAGGCAGCCAAUUCACUUAUUCCACUUCUGGAGGAAGCUGAAGGUGUGGUUCCUGAGGAAUUGCAACCAACAACACCUGUGAGAUUGGGGGCAACAGCUGGUCUAAGGAACCUAGGAGAAGAAAAGUCUGAAGAAAUUUUGCAAGCGUUACUUGAAUUAUGGCUUAUUGGCUGCUCGAGCAGGGAUUCUGGAGGCUGCGGAUGAACCUUACAACUAUUGCAUGUUGGGUGGCUAUACUGGUUCCUAUGAGUAUAAUGGGGAGGUGUACAACGCUUCAGCAUCACCGUCAGGGUCUAGCUACUCCAAAUGUAGGACUGAAACAAUAAAAGUUUUAAAAAUAAAUGAAACAUGUGCAUAUGAGGACUGCACAUUUGGUGGCGUGUGGAGUGGUGGAGGUGGAGAUGGGCAGAAGAACCUAUAUGUGGCAUCCUUUUUCUAUGACAGAGCUGCUCAGGUUGGAUUUAUAGACUCCGAGAAGCCGAACGCUCUGGUUACACCUUCAGACUUUGAGGAAGCUACGAAGAUGGCUUGCAAAUUAAGUCUUGAGGAAGCCAAUGUCACCUAUCCUAAUGUCGCAGAGGAGGACUUGCCAUACAUAUGCAUGGAUCUUGUUUAUGAAUACACAUUGCUUGUGGAUGGUUUCGGUUUGGAGCCAUCGCAAGAGAUCAUAUUGGUUACAAAGGUGGAGUAUGGUGAUUCCUAUGUUGGGGCAGCAUGGCCACUUGGCAGUGCCAUUGAAGUUGUGUCAUCUCAAUCUACACAAUCACUUGCAAUGAAAAAUCUUCGGCGCUUAUGGCUUCAACAGUGAUUUUGUAACAAGCAUUCUGGGUUAUAAUGCUAAAAAGACUACUGAUCUACUUAAAUAUUGUAGUGAGACCAGUCCUCAUGGAUCAUGUGGACAUCUCAAUCUUAUCUCUAUUUCAUGUUCUAUUUCUUAUGUGUUGUCAAGGGACAUAUAUUUCUACCAAGAAUAAAAAGGCAUGUUAUUUCCUCCACAUUUCCCCUUUUUCCCCC